ACAGUUGAGGGGAAAAGUCGUUUCAUUUUAAGGAAUGGAAAUAAAUGCGGGUAUUUUGAGACAGAGCUUCUUUUUGCAAGAUGCAUUUUUAGAACGGCUUUAAUCUUCGAGCCAUAUUCCGUAAGCACUUUAUUUGCGAUCAAGGCCGAACUUCAUUAAAUAAAUAAGUUCCUGUUAGAAGCAAGACAAGGUAAGGAAAAGUGGAGUUUAUUUUGAAAAGACAGGGUCCGCCCGGACGUGCGUAGGAGAUCAGCUGACGUGAGCAAAACAAAUAUGGCCGCAGAGCACCGUUACGAGUGAUUUUUUUUUACUCUAUUCGCUGUGUUUUUCCGUAAAAUGGGUUUCCAUCGUCAUAUUUAAACAACUUGAUUGAUUUACAAGGAAACGUGGAAGUUUUUGUCGACCAAACAAGUCUGGCGGACGAACGGAAGUGAAGCGUUUGAACGUAAACAUCCGCUACGCGUGUUGGCUGCGGCUGGUCUCCACUGUCGCUUCAGCGCAUGGUUCCGAGCCGUAACAUGAUUUACUGCUUCGCCUGGCACCGGGGACUCACCACAACAGGAGGCCGGAUCGCAGCGUGGCAGUGAGGCGCGUGGACCUCGCCAUGGGCUUGGCGGCCUCCGUGGUCUUCUUCGUGGUGACGCUGACGGAAUGGUUCUGUCUUCUGCUGGACCUCAACUUCCUGCUGGUCCACUCCAUCGUCCAGACUGUGCUGGCGGUAGCCCGCUUCGUGCAGGCGCUUCCGAGCCUGUGCGUGGGCUGCUGCGUGUCCGCGGCCGCCACCGUGAGCUGCGCCGCCGGCGGCCUGCUGGGCAGCCUGCUCCUGGCUGUGGAGGGGCUGCUGGAGGGCGCCAAGAUGGCGGGCUACCUCUGCGCGCACCUGGUGCUCCGCGGGAAGGAGCAGCUGCACCGGAGCCUGGAGGCAGCCGUGGAGGGCCUGGACAUCGCCCUGAGCCUGGCGCUCUACUUCACCAACACCGUCAUCAACUUGCUGCUCAUGGCAGCUCAGAAACUCCUGCUGGCGUUGGCGUGGCUCCUGCAGGUGACGUGGGCCCCUCUGAACCGGAUCCUGGAGGCGCUGCUCACCUUGCUCCACAGCAGCCUCCUGGCCACUGCCGCCCUCUUGUGGCCCUUGUUGGACUUCUCGGUGACAUUCGUCCACAUGUUCAGCAGCGUCUUCAUACUCAACUUCUAUGGCCUGAUGCUGACGCUCGCGGUAGCGCUGACCACGGCGGCGUACCUCAAUCCCCGAGCGGCCCGCCGGGGCUGGCUCCGCCUCCUGGACCGCCUGGACUUGUCCCCUGCCGCGCGGCGGCUGCACGCUGCCGCUGCAGGCUUCCUGCAGAGCUGCCUUCAAGACGGACAGGAAGUGAUGCGUGCUGCCGCUCGCCGCUGCCGUAGACUUCGCUCCGUCCUGGAACGGUUCCAGCUGGACCUCGCUCAGGGCCGCAGCCACAUCCGGCUCCAGCAUCCCCCCCGAGUGGGCGGCGAUGGAGAACCUGGGGAGGAGAGGCGGGUGCCUCCGGAUGGAAGCGCAGAAGAAGCCGCUCACGCAGAGCCUGGCUCACCCUCCUGCAGCGUGGAGAAGAAGCGGCCUCCGCCGGAGGAUCUCUUCACCCUCUUCACUGAGCAGGAGGAGAGGAAGAGGUGCGUGAUCUGCCAGGACCGGGUCAAGACGGUGGUCCUGCUGCCUUGUCGCCACCUCUGCCUGUGUCGCGACUGCAGCGGCGUCCUGCAGCGGCAGCCCAUCUACCAGCAGAACUGCCCCCUGUGCCGGCGCAUGAUCCUCAACACUGUGGACGUCUAUCUGUGAGGAGCUGCAGAUGCCAGUCCAGGGUGGACCAGGGUCGGUCCGUGACCACGGUGGGAAGAGCCUUGACGUGCUGCUGCCUUCGCUCUGUGUUCAGGAGCUCUGCAGCAAACUGUAGUAGCUCACCUGUGUUGUUUACGGUUCCACACCCUCUGUUGAAGAGUCCCUAUAAUCUGAAGCUCAGUCCUCACAGUUAAAGCUACACGUUAAAAGCAGAAUUACUGAAGAAAGAAACGCCUGUUUACGUCCUGUGAUGCCACUUUUUCAGGGUCAGGAGGCCUCUGUUUUAAAGGGCUUUCUCACAUGCUCAGUUGGCCUUGAUGUCAUGGUUACCAUCUGAAUCGACAGACCUGAGGCCCAGUUCUGAGUGAGUUCAGUUCCCAUCCAGCAGAACUUGUCCCACCGUUCGGGUUUCAGAUCCGUCACGCUUGAAAUAUGGUGUGGUUUUCCUUGUCAGUGUAGGAGAGAGGCGGACGCACACAGGGAGCUUCCCUGGAGGUUUGGGCUCCUGCAGAGCCAAAUGGUUUAGUGUUUCUGGGAUCAAUGCUGAAAUGUUGAAACUGUGACGACCGUCUGUGUUAUGUUGAUGCUCUGAUGCAGGCGAGUGCCAUGUGUCACGUGGUGCCUUCAUGUUCUGAGCAGAGCGCGCAGACUGAAUGAUCUGCAGCAUCAGGUCACCACUGUGUGCCAUUCCCCACAAUGACCUGUGUGACCAAAGUGAAUGUGAGACUCUGAAGAGAGACGUUUGUAUUAAAAAACAACAACAAUAAACUGAGUUUUUUCUCUGGGUGUUGAGUUUUAAAAUCCACUACAUUUGCACUUGAGGUGUUUUGGCCAGCAGGGAGCGCCAGAACUGAAGCUGGGAUUCCUCUCAGCUGACGCCUGUCUCAGUACAGGAUCCGGGAAAGUCAAGGCAUCUACUUUUAAGAAAAUAACCUUAUGAAAAUAACAGUUAGGCCACAAAGCAAUGAACAGUGACUGAAAACAAAACAAAACAAAACUAAAACAG
Molecule: messenger RNA, 2819 nt
Organism: Synchiropus splendidus (mandarinfish)
Lineage: Eukaryota; Metazoa; Chordata; Actinopteri; Syngnathiformes; Callionymidae
Gene: rnf26
Product: ring finger protein 26
Exons: 1
Coding region: 605-1813 (402 amino acids)
Biological process (GO): ubiquitin-dependent protein catabolic process; protein ubiquitination
Molecular function (GO): ubiquitin protein ligase activity
Source: RefSeq, a predicted model, not a curated record